AACGAGGGGUGGCCCGGUGCGUCGUCCCAGGUAAGGGGCAGCUGUCCACCAGGUGCCACUCGCCCCACCGCGCGCUCCCAAUCUAGCAGACCACUGGUGGGGAGUACGACAAUCCGAUUGGUUGGUGGCUCGCGCGCGGAUCGGAGAUACUCCGGCGCGCCGCGAUCGAGCAGUCAGUCGUCCCUGGGCGCUCAAGGGACCCGUAGUUGUUCGGUAGAUUCGCUUUACGGCGCAUCACCCGUCGCGGCUCGUGACACGCGGUUUCUCAUUUCUUAUUCUCAUUCUUAUUAUAUAUUAUUAUUCAAUAUAAUAUAAUAUAUAACACAUCGUAUUUCGGUUAUAUCAACUAAAAGGAAAAAUAUCCGUGGCAGUGAGUGCAAGAGAUAGAGAUAGAAGAAUACUAGUCAUCAUCGUUUCGCUUCGUGCUUUAUUAUUAUUAUAAUUAUUAUUUUUAUUAUUGAUAAUACUAUUAUUAUAUAAUUAUUAUUAAUUGUCUAUAUGUUGGCGAAACGAUUCCAUCUUACGGCAAGAUCUCCAUCGGUGAUUCUUUUUCAUCUAUGUGCAUCGAGUGACGAACAAACUGUGUUCACUUUUCGAUCUUUCUAAUACUUUCGUUCGGUCUCCCUUUGCUUCUUCGUACGGGGACGAUAUAAUAGAUUAUUUGAAGGAUUCUAUCGUCGUGGAAUUUGAUCUCCGCACGAUUCGUUCGUAUUAAUUAUUUCAAGAUUUUGCACGCUCUCGACUCUCGAGAGCAGUACGGCCAGAUUUAUGGGGGUGUCCGGAGAGUGCGCGGUCAAGGGCAGCAAGAGCCAACCCUGUCACUGCUGCGCGAGUCACGUCGUUGCUAGUCCAAGCGCGAGCGUGCAGCAGCAACAACAACUUCAACAACAUCACCAUCAUCAGCUACAACAGCAACAACAUCAACGGCAUAAUAAUCAUCAUCAUCAUCACCAUCAUCACGAAGUACAUCACGCUAUUCAUCCCAAUCAUCAUCAUCAUCAUCAUCAUCAUCAAGAUAAGAACAACGUGCCGGUCGAGGUUCAACACAACGGUGACAACGGCAACAUUCUCGCGCCUCUUCGCAGCAAGAUGAAAGUAUUGAAGAAGCUCAAACGCAAGAUGGGCUUAGCACCCAGAUCGUCGAGUGCAGGUACCAACAAUUUACCACCUCUGACCUUCCAUCAGGUGCAUGGUGACAAUAUACGACUUUGUAAUGGCGGGACCAUCGCCAGGAGGCACGAGAGCUUCUGCAAGGGAGUCACAUUUAGUGCAAGACCGGUCCGAGUCGGUGAGAAGGUAUGCGUGAAGUUCUUGGAAAUCUCGGAUAAUUGGAGUGGUGUUAUACGUUUCGGCUUUACCAGCAACGAUCCUAUCAAUCUAAGAAGCGGUCUUCCAAGGUAUGCUUGUCCGGACCUAACAAACAAGCCUGGCUACUGGGCCAAAGCACUAGCUGAGAGGUUCGCCGAACCGGACACAGUUCUCUUUUAUUACGUCACAUCCGCCGGAGAUGUUCACUUCGGUGUUAAUGGGGAAGAAAAGGGUCUCUUCUUUACUGGCGUCGAAACUCGUAGUCCAUUAUGGGCGAUCAUCGAUGUCUACGGCAACAGUACUGCCAUCGAGUUCGUCGAUCCCAAUAGACAACAUUUUAAUAAUAUUAGACGAGGCGCGGAGCAUAGUAACGAAGACAAUGCGCAGCACAGCAGGCACUCGGCGAUGGACGAUGCUAGCAAUGCUGGCAGGGACGUCGAGAGAAUCAUCGUUCCGUCCAUGCAGAGCAUGUCGAUCCAUCAUGAGCCUGACGUCGAGCUGCCUGGACUCAGGUUUCAACCAGCCGGUGUCAUCUUUACCCCAUUGCCCUUCCACCAUACCCGCGGCAGAAACAUCCGCUUCAGUAAUCAACAGUGCGUGGCAACGCGCACCGACACGGAAUUCUGUCACGGCUACGCCUUCACCGGACGGCCGUUGCUACUAGGUGAGCGACUGGUCGUGCAAAUCCUAGCGACGGAACCGAUGUACGUCGGAGCACUCGCCUUGGGUUUGACUUCUUGUGAUCCAGCUCGCUUGACAGCCGAAGACCUACCAGACGAUAGUGAUCUCUUAUUGGAUCGUCCAGAAUACUGGGUCGUGUCGAAGGAUGUAGCUUCGAGUCCGCAGCCUGGUGACGAAAUUGCCUUCACUGUCACUCACUAUGGCGAGGUUCAAAUGAGCAAGAACGGAGGACCACCUAAUGUGGUCAUGCAUGUUGAUCAGAGUCUCCAACUCUGGGCGUUCGUGGAUGUCUACGGUAGCACGCAACGCGUAAGAAUGCUCGCGAGCAGGCCUACUUCUCCGCCGAGGCAACGUCAAAGCAAUCCUUCACCAGCGACGAUAAUUCAGCAGCAGCAACAACAGCAACAACAACAUUCGAACCAUAGCAACGCAGCUACCGAACUUUCGAGAUUCUCCGAAAUGGUCCAGUUCAAGCCAACCGUUGGUGGCGGCACGGUACUCGUCGUGAAUCUUCCACCUCAAGGUGGUUACCCAGCACCACCACCGCCUACACCACAACCGAUUUAUGCGUCUGCCGCUCAUAGAAACUCAGCAGCAACAGUAUCUCAUCUACCACCGUCUUCAGCAGCACCUGUACCUCAUCCUGGAUCCUCCAGACAAUCCUCACCACCGCUUACCGGCACGAUGACCAGCACAGGUUCCUCGACUUAUGUCGAUCCGGUGACUUAUCAAAGUCUUGAUGGUACUCUCACAUCGCAAGCAUCCUCUCAUCUUCAACAAUGGAGUGAAGGUCUUCAGCCAACCCCAGGUCAACCAAGCGAGUGUUCCAUUUGCUACGAGAGGAGUAUCGACAGUGUCCUAUACAUGUGUGGUCACAUGUGCAUGUGUUAUCCUUGCGCCAUUCAACAAUGGCGCGGCAAGGGUGGCGGUCAUUGUCCGCUCUGUCGUGCACCCAUCAAGGAUGUUAUUCGUAUUUAUAGAUCCUGAACGCCGGCAUCGCGUCGAUGUCGUGUUAAAGACAGGUCCAGAAACUGAAAAGGCAAGCUGCGGCUACGGACACGACGAUGAUAUUCUCGUCUUAUUGAGAUCAGGGAUUUGACCACGUCGAUCUUGGAAGAUGAUUGUCCUCUUCCGUGAUCGGCAUAAAACGUGGUUCUCUUUUACGUUUUUUCCUACUGCCGAUAGUGCGUACUACUACUUUGAUUCUAUUUCCAUUGCACUAGGACGAGAGAGAGAGAGAGAGAGAGAGAGAGAGAGAGAGAGAAAGAGAGAGAGAGAGAGAGAGAGAGAGAGAGAGAGAAAGAGAGGAGAGCAAGAAAGACAGAGGAUUAACAAGAGGGGUUCCGAAAUGCAGAAAAUAAAAUAAAUAAAGAAGUCAAUGAUUUCGGUAUAAUGAAAAGUAUCAAUUAAGAUGUCAAAUAGAUGUGCCGCUGUCUUGUCCAAUCGGCAGAAAUGUGCUUCCAUAGCGCGAUCACUGCCUUCGUCGUUACCGACUCAACCAGGCGAAAACGCAACAUAACUUUGCUGCUGCUCCUAAUGCUUUUUCUUCUGAGAAAUGAGAAAAAGAUAAAGAGUAAUACGGAGAGGAAAGAUGAAUACAAUGACCUGUGUGAUCUUUUUUCUUCUCUCUUAUCAAGCUAUCCGAUUGUAUCGGAAAUUCUCUUUCCUAGCGGCAUAUCGGUACCCUUCGCAAUCUUUUCGUGUGAUUUUUAAAGUGCAGACAAGUAUAUGCGUUUUGCUUGUGGCUUCAAGAACAAGAGGAGAAAGAGAGAAAAAAGUGAGCGAGGGUGCUUUUCCAUUGGUGGAUACUUUUCACGUAUUUGCGUUAUUUAGCGAACGUCGUCAGUUAUUGCUAAUUACUAAUAUUAAUUAUUAUUAAGAUUAUUAUUAUUAUUAUUAUUAUUAUUAUUAUUAUUAUUAUUAUUAUUAUUAUUAUUAUUAUUAUUAUUAUUAUUAUAAAAUAACGUCACUAUUCACUCUAUCACUAUUACUACUGCUAUUAUUUUUACUUUUCGGUUAUUAACGUUAUUCUUAUUUUCUUUUACGAACUUCAUUAUGGAUUAUCGAUAUAUCCUUGCUUGAAGUAGCGUGUGUUAGCGAUCAUUUUUUUUUCUAUCGUGAUCAUCAUUAGGAUGGUCAUAACAAUUCACGUUCGUUAACGUUAUCAUCAUGACGUCGUAGUAGAUGUUUUUUUUUCAUUUACAUAUUAUACUCAGUGUUAUUUGCGUCUCGAAUUCAAUAGUAUCUUCGCGUUGAUUCGUAUCGAUGUAAGGAUUAUCGAAAAAUAAAAGAAGAUAAGGGUACUUCGAGAUAUUCGACUCGUUCGUUUACACGUUUA
Vespa crabro (European hornet) is the source of this 4327-nucleotide messenger RNA. RefSeq names its product protein neuralized (gene neur). NCBI's taxonomy places the organism in Eukaryota, Metazoa, Arthropoda, Insecta, Hymenoptera, Vespidae. The transcript has 4 exons. Bases 769 to 2976 code for a protein of 735 amino acids. Gene Ontology annotation, molecular function: ubiquitin protein ligase activity. The record is from RefSeq and is a predicted model, not a curated record.